Messenger RNA from Phlebotomus argentipes, 1563 nucleotides. RefSeq lists its product as uncharacterized. The record is from RefSeq and is a predicted model, not a curated record. Gene Ontology annotation, molecular function: glutathione transferase activity. Lineage: Eukaryota; Metazoa; Arthropoda; Insecta; Diptera; Psychodidae. Gene Ontology annotation, biological process: glutathione metabolic process. The transcript has 6 exons. Bases 69 to 1463 code for a protein of 464 amino acids.
ACACCUCGUCAGAAGCCGGAUCUUCCAGUGAUUUUCAGUGAUUUUUUAAGUGUAAUAAUUCAGGAAAAAUGGCUCCAGUGAAAUUUUAUUUCUGUUCUCCAAGUCCUCCGGCCAGAUUCAAUCUAAUGGCCAUCAAAUACAUGAAGUUGGACGUGGAAAUUGUCGUGGUGGAUUUGUUGAAUGGGGAGCAACAUUCGCCAGAGUUUUUGAAACUCAAUCCUCAACACACAAUUCCAACAAUUGACGAUAAUGGAUUUAUUCUGUGGGAAUCUCGCGCCAUCGCAACAUACCUGGUUUCUUCCAAGGCUCCAGGAAGCACUCUGUAUCCAACAGAUGUGAAGAAGAGGGCUCUGGUGGACAAUCGACUAUAUCUGGAUCAUGAGCUGCAAAUGGCAUUUUUGGGAAUGGUGUAUCCAGUUUACAGAAUGGGCGCAAAAGAAGUAUCCAAAUCUCAGAAAGAAAAGAUGUACAAAGCUCUAGGAAACCUGAACACCUUCCUCGAAGGACAAAAAUAUGUUGCUGGCAGUGAACUAACUCUGGCCGAUUUGGCUCUUCUGGCAACAGUCGUAUCAAUUCAGGAAAUGGGAGCGAAUGUAAAGAAGUUCAACAACAUUACAGCCUGGCUGAAAACAUUAGAAUCAGUUCCUGGCGCUCAGGAGAAUCUUGAAGGCGCUCAAUUGUUUGCGAAUUUUGUCAAAUCCAUGAUUGAUUUGAAGCAAACUUGGGAAGAUUCAGUUCUCAAUAGAUACCUCCAGAAGCAAGACGUGCCCGUAAUUUCGGAUAACAAGUCGCUGAAAAUGGCCCCGCUGAAAUUUUAUCACUAUCGUCUUAGUCCUCCAUCCAGGCUAGUCCUGCUGACCAUCAGGAAUCUGAAGCUAGACGCGGAAAUUGUCGUGGUGGACUUGCUAAAGGGAGAACACUUGGCACCAGAAUUCGUGAAGGUCAAUCCUCAACACACAGUGCCAACAAUAGACGAUAAUGGAUUUGUUUUGUGGGAAUCUCGCGCCAUCGCAACGUACCUGGUUUCUUCCAAAGCCCCAGGAAGCUCUCUUUACCCAACAGACGUGAAGAAGAGAGCUGUUGUGGACGCAAGAUUGUAUCUGGACCAAGAAUUGCAGAUUGCUUUUGGAGGAAUUGCAUAUCCCAUCUUAGCUCUGGGAGCAACGGAAAUGCCUAAGGACAAAAGAGAGAAGGUGUUCAAGAUUCUGGGGAAUCUGAAUGCAUUCUUGGAGGGACAAAAAUAUGUCGCUGGCAGUGAAUUAACUGUGGCCGAUUUGGCUCUUUUGUCAACUAUGGCAGGCCUUCAGGCAUCCGGUGCGAACCUCAGCAAAUUCAGUAACGUUUCGGCCUGGCUGAAAAGCCUAGAAUCAGUUCCCGGUGCCGAAGAAAAUCGGGAUGGAGCUCAAUUCUUUGGAAACCUCAUCAAAUCUAAGAUCAAUCUAACAGGAACUUGGGAAGCUUAAUUUGUAUUUUUUCGGUGUUGUAUUUUUUUGAGGGGAAAAUAAAGAAAGCGCACAGGUGUUCAAUUUGAAGUUGUAUGAAGCAGAGAUUACAUUCUUAUCA